This is a messenger RNA of Schistocerca gregaria, 1666 nucleotides long. RefSeq lists its product as uncharacterized. Lineage: Eukaryota; Metazoa; Arthropoda; Insecta; Orthoptera; Acrididae. The transcript has 10 exons. The record is from RefSeq and is a predicted model, not a curated record. The coding region runs from base 12 to 1388 and encodes 458 amino acids.
AGGUACUGCGAAUGAUAUGUAUGUGUGAGAAGUUCUUCGCGAUGAAGGGAGCACAAUGCACAUUAAUGGCGGCUCCAGCAGACGACGGUAACGAGGAGCAGCAGCAGGGGGUCGUCACCGGUGGCGCGGAGUUUCCAGGAGACCAACUGCCGCCCAAUGCUGGAGCAGGGGACAGCCGUUCCCGAUCCACAUUUCACUUCAACGCUACUUCAUACAUAUACAUACUGGAAAGAUUUCGGCGGGUGUACCAGUGGCGACAGCAGGCGGCAGGAUCUUCGCAGCAAGCGGCAGCUUCGGUCCGGGAGGAGCAGAGGACGCCUGCGAGACGUCGCGAUCCGGCGCCCACCACGCUCCAGCUGUGUCGGCGGGCGCUGCUACUGGGCCGGUGUGUGGUCGCUAGGCUGCUGCGGUGGUUCUCCGCGCGGCCGCUGGGCCAGCGAGCGCUGCAGGCCGUCAGCGACACGAUGAUGGCUGCUGAGCGGGCAACUGUCUGGGCUGGGUCCGCCACGGCUGGCUCUGCCGAUCGUCAGCCAGUACCUUUCACGUGGUGCGCCAUGAUGCCUGUAGUUGUGGCGCUGAUGGUCAUCCAGACUGGAUCUGCUCUCGCGGAAAGGUACCUCAACGUCCAGCUGCCGGGCAACAGACAACUGGUGAGCUGGCUCCAAAGACAGCGCGUAGAGCUGGAACAACUUAAAGCUUCGGCAGCGUGCAACAUACGCACCCAUUGCAUCGAUGAAAGUGACCCCAUGCACCGGUUGCUGAACACGUGGCCGCUCAACAUUCCGUACAGGGCAGCGCAACAGCUUGGAAUCAUUCCGGUGAGAGUUGAUAAGCAACCAUCAGAUACUGAAUCUACAAGUAUACCUCCUCUGGAAGUUGUUGCGAGUUCCUCCGCAUCAGAUUCGUCGACCCUGACUGAAGAUCAGGAAAACACAGCACCCAGCUCCAGAGAGGUGACUCCUCCGCCAAAAGCUCUUGGGGAGAAAAGCAUGUAUUUCAGUCCUGAAGGCGACAGGCAAACGGAGGAAGAAACGGAGCCAGAGGAGCCGCAGAACGACAAACAGGAACGGGAAGAGGCGCAAGGCGAGAAAGCCCAAGAAGAAAAGGCAGAACUGCCGACGAUAACAGCGGAGGAAGCAGAAGGGGCAGCGAGGACCGUGGUGCAGCCACAGCCACCCGCCUCUGUCCUGUCAGCUGAGGAGGCGGAGAGGGCAGCCAUGGACGUGGUGUCUCCACUUCCGCCACCACAACCAGCGGUCCCAGCUGUGUCCUCAGAGCAGCUACUGGCUGCCGAGGGCGCCUCUUGCUCUGAACCUGGCACCAGCACGCGAGAGCUGAAGGCGAGCUCCAAAGCCCUCAAGUCGGCGUUCUUCCGCAAUUUGUUCUGAGCAGUUACGUUGAAUAUCUCGGUACACAACUAUGCUAGUCUCAUUAAGCACAAAAAUGUAUUGGCUUUCGACUUAUUAUCCAACGCAAAUUUUAAAAUGUAUGUAAAUGUAUUUUAAUAUAAGAAUAACAAUGAAAUUAGUAUUUUACGAAAGCUUGAUUUCGUAUCUGGUAAAGGUUAAGAAAAAGUUUCAAAAUUUAUUGUAAAAGUAUGCUUGUCAUGAAUAGCAACUUUCACUGUUCAAAUUGGUAAUCCAUUAAUAAAACCAAUAAACUACCA